Cannabis sativa is the source of this 1564-nucleotide messenger RNA. RefSeq lists its product as uncharacterized. Lineage: Eukaryota; Viridiplantae; Streptophyta; Magnoliopsida; Rosales; Cannabaceae. The coding region runs from base 177 to 1265 and encodes 362 amino acids. The transcript is spliced from 8 exons. Gene Ontology annotation, biological process: DNA damage response. The record is from RefSeq and is a predicted model, not a curated record. Gene Ontology annotation, molecular function: single-stranded DNA binding.
AAGACAAAAGAAGAGACCAGAUGAAAUGGGAAAGUGGUAUCUCAAAGACAAAUAUUGUUGAAAAUCCAACGGUUAGGGCAGUCGCAUCAUUCCCAUCCCGCCCAUCUUUGGUUUGAGUCCCAUUCAAUAGAAGCAAAGUGUAGAGUGUGGAAAGCGCGCCAAAUAGAGUACUCGAAAUGUGUGGUAGAGCCCGUUGUACCAUGAGAGCCGACGACAUCCCCAGGGCUUGUCGUCGUAACGAUGGUCCUGUUCGUACUCUUCACAUAGACCGGUAUCGUCCUUCGUACAAUGUUUCGCCUGGGUCAAACAUACCUGUUAUUCGCAGAGAAGACGGUUCUGAUGGUGGGGUUGUCCUCCAAUGUAUGAAAUGGGGACUUAUUCCCAGUUUCACUAAGAAAACUGACAAACCUGAUCAUUAUAAGAUGUUUAAUGCUCGAUCUGAGUCUAUUAGUGAAAAGGCUUCUUUCCGUCGUCUAAUUCCUAAAAGUCGGUGCCUUGUUUCAGUUGAAGGAUUCUAUGAAUGGAAAAAAGAUGGGUCGAAAAAGCAGCCCUAUUACAUUCAUUUCAAGGAUGGCCAGCCUCUUGUUUUUGCUGCUCUUUAUGAUUCCUGGGAAAACUCUGAAGGGGAGAUAAUUUACACUUUCACUAUUAUUACUACAUCGUCAUCUCCAGCUUUACAGUGGCUGCAUGACCGUAUGCCUGUUAUUUUCGGUGACAAGGAGGCAAGUGACGCAUGGCUUGAUGGUUCUUCUUCCAAAGUCGACACAUUGCUUAAACCAUAUGAAAAUCCAGAUCUGAUUUGGUACCCAGUGACACCAGCAAUGGGUAAGCCAUCUUUUGAUGGACCAGAGUGCAUUAAGGAGACAAAGUUGAAGACAGAUGGGAAUGUACCGAUAUCAAAAUUUUUCUCGACAAAAGGAGCAAAGAAGGAAGUGGCGUUAAACUCAGACGAGAAGGUUGUCAAGCUUGAUUCUGCAAAAUGCCUGAAAGAAGAAGACCCUGGAUCGAAAGUGAAAACAGAACCAUUCUCUUCUACCGAAAAAGAAGAACAUGACUCCAAAUCUAGUGUCAUGGCAUUUUCACAUGGAGUUGCAGAGAAUUGCCAAAUGAAGCGGGAACACGAGGAGGAGCUUUCAGCUGAUUCAAAGGUUACUUCAGACGACACUAAUAAGCUUCUGGCUAGUCCAGGGAGGAAGAAACCAAAAUUGAAGAGUGCCGGUGAUCAUAAACAACCUUCAGUACUUUCAUUUUUUGCUAAAAAGUGAUUCUAUGCUGUACUAUACUAUAGGUAGGUGGGAAAUUUUGUGAAGAAAGCGGCAAAGGUUUCCUGUACAAAGUAAAACCUUCAAAUCUGCUUGCUAGAAGAUCAGCUUUCAAAAGCUUUGAUCUUCUUGUUCUCCUGCCCUUUUUUAGGAUUGUUUAUGGGACUUUUCCUUUAUUUCCAUGGCUUUCUUCUAAUUAUCCUUUGCUUUAGUCAAGUGGAGGACAAAUCACUUGCUAUGAUUUUGGAUUGUAUUUCUAUGUAUUUGUACAUAAAUGCAUAUGGUUCUUUUUCUUGAAUCAA